Messenger RNA from Beta vulgaris subsp. vulgaris (sugar beet), 1614 nucleotides. RefSeq names its product very-long-chain enoyl-CoA reductase. The transcript is spliced from 4 exons. NCBI's taxonomy places the organism in Eukaryota, Viridiplantae, Streptophyta, Magnoliopsida, Caryophyllales, Amaranthaceae. Gene Ontology annotation, biological process: very long-chain fatty acid biosynthetic process. The record is from RefSeq and is a predicted model, not a curated record. Bases 335 to 1270 code for a protein of 311 amino acids. Gene Ontology annotation, molecular function: protein binding; oxidoreductase activity, acting on the CH-CH group of donors.
UCUGAAAAGUGAAAUCCCAUGCCUAAAAUACGAGGGUAGUAAGUAGUUGAUCAGUUUUGGGGAAGUUAGGUGUCAAGAUAUCCUACUAACCUACUCCCAACUACAUGCCAUCAAUAUGAUAACCGAAGGCCACAAUACAGGAGAGAAAUUGGCGUUUUAAAUACCCUUUAACGAAUCCUUCUCUUAUUAACUGACUGGUUCAUUUAUGCUCUAGAUUUGAGGGCACCAUUUUCAUUUAGAUCUCCGCCACAAAUUUACAAUUAGGGCGUAAAAUUAAAAGGGUUUACUGCAAAUUUCAUCUUCUGAAUUGGGUUUUUCUCAAUUUACUCAAGAAAUGAAGGUCUUGGUUGUAACUCGAAGUGGAAGGGAGCUUUUGAAAGGCGGAAUCGAGCUUAAUGAUUCCGCUACUGUUGCUGAUCUACAGGAGGCAAUUCACAAGAAAACCAAGAAAUUCUACCCUUCCAGGCAACGAUUGACUCUUCCUCUCCAACCGGGAUCAAAGGGAAGGCCAACUGUCCUGGACAGCAAGAAGAGCCUCAAAGAGUAUUCUGAUGGUAAUCCCAACAACAUAACUGUGGUGUUUAAGGACCUAGGGCCCCAGGUUUCUUAUCGUACUCUUUUCUUUUGCGAGUAUUUGGGACCUCUGAUCAUCUACCCCAUCUUUCACUACCUCCCUGUUUAUCAGUACUUUGGUUACAAAGAGGAACGUGUCAUACACCCAGUUCAGACAUAUGCUUGUUAUUACUGGUGUUUCCACUAUUUCAAACGAAUCAUGGAGACCUUUUUUGUACAUCGCUUCAGUCAUGCAACAUCUCCCCUGUCCAAUGUGUUCCGCAAUUGCAUGUACUACUGGACUUUCGGAGCUUUUAUUGCGUACUAUGUGAACCACCCACUGUACACCCCAGUUAGUAAUGACCUUCAAUGGAAGAUUGGAUUUGGAUUUGGCUUGCUCUGUCAACUUUCAAACUUCUACUGUCAUAUCUUGCUGAAGAAUCUGCGGGGUCCUGGUGGAAGUGGAGGGUACCAGAUACCUAGUGGGUUUUUGUUCAAUAUUGUGACCUGUGCUAAUUACACCACAGAAAUUUAUCAGUGGGUAGGCUUCAAUAUUGCAACUCAAACUGUCGCAGGUUAUGUCUUUCUUGUGGUUGCUGCCGGAAUUAUGACUAACUGGGCACUUGCAAAGCAUCGCCGUCUCAAGAAGUUAUUUGACGGAAAAGAUGGAAAACCCAAGUACCCACGACGAUGGGUAAUAUUACCUCCAUUCCUGUAGAACAGAGGCGGUUUCAUCUUCAUUCAGGCUCUAUUUGAGUUAGCUCAAUAUCUUAAGCUAUGUCUUGCAUAAAUUAUUUGAGCUUCUUGUUCAAGCUGCUCAAUUAAUCACUGCUCAAUUAAUCAUGUUCUCGUUGCUGCAAACUUACUUCAGUUUAGUCAUCACUUCUGUCAUAUCUCUAGAAUCAUUUAAGCAAACUUUUAUCCCUUUUUGGUAUUUCCAUUACUCAAUCUUGGUAUUCCCAUCUUUCAGGAUGUAAUAGUUAAUCAUUCAAAUCCAUAUUUAUGGAUCUUCAAACGUUUAUUAGUUGCAUAACUUUAUGUCAAUCACUUUACCGAUGGAAA